CUAAAACGUCACGAACCUCAGUAGUUGAUCGCUCUUGUGACUGUUGCAUGAGAAACGCCAAUGCAGUGAAGGUUACCAAGCCGAACAGAUAACUUAAUGAUGGCUAGGAAUGGAAAAGUUCAUCCGGUGACCACUGUCGACCACCAUCACGAUUACCGUAGUGAUCACGUACAGUUGAACAGAAUGAAUCAUGUAACGAAAUCGAGGGAGAAAACAGAGACAGUUUCAAGCGAAAACUGGCAGAAAGUUUCCAAAGAAGUCAUGGCUUUUUCGCGGUGGAAAGGUUACACGCGCUCAAUGAGAUCACUGGUUGAAAAAAACUCUUCCGCAUUGAAUAAUAGCAUUCGAUCUAGAGUUUACGCGAGAUCACAUUCGUACAAGGAAAGGGAAAUGCACUGCGUGUUGGACAGUGAUGUCGAGGAUUUAGGAAAUGAACGACUGGCGAUGUACGAUACAAAUGUUUAUAUGAAACCAAUGCCUGCUGUUAAUCACGGUGAACCGACUCAUCCUUCCAUCGCAGCCAGCAGAGCUUUGAUCAUUUACUUCGCCAAACUUGCCAAGCAAAGCAUUGAGAUGGAACAAGAGCUUGAUUUUGAGUUCAUAGAAGGACUGCUUGACGAAGGAGCUGAUAUAAACUUCACGGAUAGGUACGGACAAACUGUCAUGCAUGAAGUGGCUCGAAUCUGGCACGUGGAUGUUGCCAGGUUUGUUUUGGAAAAUGGAGGAGACGUAAACAAAACAGAUGAAUUUGGACGGACGCCACUACAUGUUGCCGCAGCAGUUGAUUAUUCUGAGAUGGUAGAGUUUCUGGUCACCAACAAAGCUGAUCUACAUGCCAUCACAUUUGGAGAACAACAAACACCCACUCACUAUGCUGCUAAGAAUGAUGCUUCUAAAGCACUGAGGAUGCUUCUCAAGUUGGGUGGCAGGAUGGACGAUACAGAUUACAAAAAACGCACUCCUCUGCUUGUAGCAGCUGAAUUAGAUCGAUCAGAAACAGCCAAAUAUUUAAUUGACCAAGGUGCUGCUGCUGGAGUUCAAGACAGUGCAGGCAGCUCAGUUAUGUCUUUCAUGAUUUCCAAAAUGCCUCCUGUUGCAAAAGAAGCCUUGGAUCAGUUUCACACAACGAACCGAGGCAAUCGCCGUCAGUACUUCUACCUUAAUCAUCUGGAACCUUUUCUGGCGGACGGAAACGGUGCAUUUGCUUCUUGCGCCAGAUCCCCACUUCACUGUGUGGUAUAUUACAAACAAAUGGAACUUAUCAUGCACCCAGUUUUCAAACGGCUUCUUGAUGUAAAGUGGGAUCAAUUCGGCUGGCGUGGAACGAUUAAGAACAUUUUCGUGCACGCGGUUUUCGUGUUAGUAUGGACAGCGCUAGGUGUGACUCUUCAUUUCGGAUCUGACACGCAGAAUACCGUGAACUAUUAUUAUCCCCUCAAAGAUUAUAUAUGGCGGAUUGUUCUGGAGAGCAUAGCUUGUUGCAUGACUUUGUACUUUAUUUGUCAGGAGUUUCUGGAGAUCAGUGCUUCGAAGAAGUUGCACCGAAACUGGAAGAGAUGGAGGAUCGAUGAGCUCGACAAGGACCUGAAGUUUUCUCAUCCACGUUGGCCAGAAGAGAGAAAGUAUCUUGAAAUGGAACGCAACGACAUCUUAGAUUCAGGAAUUUCUUACUUUAACGACGCUUGGAAUUACUUUGAUUGGGUGACAUAUGGCUGGAUUCUGGGCAUAAUUGUGACUCGUGUUUUUGCUGUUGUGCUGGCCAGCAAUGUAGCCCGCUCCCUCCAUCCAAAAGUGUUCGCCAUUGCACUGAUUUUCAUCUGGCUCCGACUGAUGAAAGUUUUCCGCGGUUUUAUUACAUUAGGACCUUUCAUUGUUAUGAUCGGACAUAUCAUUGACGAUACUCUUAAGUUUGGCUUUCUUUAUAUUAUAUUCUAUGUACCCUAUGUAUGUGCGUUUUGGAUUACAUUCGGAGGCGCCGAGAACGCUGCAGUUAUGAGAGCCAACGGUUUAGACGCCAAUGGCUGGGAGAAGUUUAACGAUCUUAUGUAUUCCGUGUGGCAGUUGACAGUGGUAGGGAAUUACCCCUGGGAUUCUUUGCUCGUAGUAGACCGGCUAAUGGCGCAGAUUCUUUGCGGAACAUACCUAGCACUGUCAGCUAUUGUGAUGAUUAAUCUCUUCAUUGCACUGAUGUCGGACACGUUUCAGCGUGUUUAUGACAACGCCAAAGCGAACGCGGCCAUGCAGCGUGCAAGCACCAUACUGACAAUGGAAGAGAAUAUGGGAGACAAGACUCGAGAAAAAUAUAGGAGACUGAUUCAUGAGAAAUUCUCUCCCGAGGAAAUGUAUUACGAUGAUGACUCUACCCAGCCUGGGUCUGGUGACUUGGAACGAAUGACGCACCAAAUUAAAGACGUGGUUGAUGAAGUGUUCGACAUGCUACGACCGCAGAAUCGUAACGGAUUAGGAAGGACGGCGGAUAAAAGCGCCAAGCGGGAGAUUGAACGCUUGCGAUCUGACCUCGCAGAAGUUUCCAACCGGCAUGAACAGACUGUGAAAGAGAUGAGAAAUGAAGUGGCUGAGAUGAAAGCUUUGUUGAUUCGUGUUUUGGAGCGGGGGUCGGUACCGUCACUACCAUCUGUUCGAUCUCUUCACGAGCAAACUCAACCUCCAGAAAAACUCAACCCGAACGAGGCACGGAAUCCUUCGAAGCGAUCGGCGAGUAGUCGGUCGCACCGAAAAAGGCAUCGGCGGCAGCGUAGCUCUCCGAGUGAUGACGAAGUUGAUCACAGGGAUUAUCAAGGAUUACCGCUGACCGAUGACAUUGGAGGCGAUGCGAAUGAGUUGCCAAGUGUGCGGGUGUUGACUACACGUGCUACAGCUCGUAAGCAGCAAAGAGACGAAAAAGAUGACAGGUGAACAAUCGAAGUAAAUACAGAUAAAUCGGACGUGUAGCUUGAAAUAGAUACACCAAAACGUUAGAAAGGCAAAGGAGAGGAAAUUCUUAUUUUGACAAGUGUGGAAUCGAGGCUAAGCGAGUGCAGUAUGUAACAAUAAAAGUGGCGUACCCUUGACAGUCCGGCCUUUUCCGAAUACGAUUUUUUCGAUGUAACCAGUUGAGCGAUUGUUCAUAAUUUGUCGUGUAGUUUCAGGUUUGGUUUAGUUCGUGUUAAGAGAGAUCCUUUAGCCAAAGACAUGUUAUUUGACGUAUCCGUUUUGCCAAUAAGUUCCGACGAGAACGCAUUUCGUAACCAAGGUAUGGAUGAAAAGUAACUUGUAUUAAAAUGCUCAACUUUUAUUUUAAACAGAAAUGACAAUUUUUUACCGAUGUAUAGUUUUGUAAAAGCAAGAUAGGCUUUUUUUAACAACAGAUGUAUUUUCAUAUAACGAGGAGACGGAGAGUGGUUAACUUACUCCAGUUUUGGGCAUCACAUAUUAUACAGUGUGGAGAAUGUUUAGAAAAAUAAAUUGCAUAAACCUGAUCAUCAA
Molecule: messenger RNA, 3486 nt
Organism: Stylophora pistillata
Lineage: Eukaryota; Metazoa; Cnidaria; Anthozoa; Scleractinia; Pocilloporidae
Biological process (GO): calcium ion import across plasma membrane
Cellular component (GO): plasma membrane
Molecular function (GO): protein binding; calcium channel activity
Source: RefSeq, a predicted model, not a curated record